Melanotaenia boesemani (Boeseman's rainbowfish) is the source of this 2132-nucleotide messenger RNA. RefSeq lists its product as uncharacterized. Lineage: Eukaryota; Metazoa; Chordata; Actinopteri; Atheriniformes; Melanotaeniidae. The record is from RefSeq and is a predicted model, not a curated record. Gene Ontology annotation, molecular function: protein binding. The transcript has a single exon. The coding region runs from base 88 to 1689 and encodes 533 amino acids.
CACUGUCAUCACAGAGAGCUUCAGACAACUUGCUGCACACUUCCUCUCCCUUUUUGUCGGCUCUGCUCCACAAGUGGGUGUUCAAGAAUGAUGCGGCCAAAAGAUUUACGCCAGGGCUCAGGCACCAAGACCUUUCUGGAUGCCAUGCAUGGUGGUAAAGUCCACCUUGCACGCUUCAUCCUGGAUGCCUUGGACGGGCGCAUCAUCAACUCAAAGACUGAAAACAGCCGCACACCACUCAUGUACGCUGUAUGCCUGCAUGACUCCGGAACCAGGACCAAGUUUACACGGCUGCUUCUAGAGAAAGGAGCAAAUGUCAACUGCCAGGAUGAGGAUGGCCGCACAGCCCUCAGCCACGCCUGUGAGAUGGGUCACCUAGAUGUUGUCAAACUUCUUGUGCAGUUCAAUGCUGAUCCAGAAGUCUCCGAUACCUGGGGGAACAGCGCUCUCAUGUAUGCUGCCUUUUCUGGACACAGCCAGGUUCUUGAGUUCCUUGUCAGGGCUUUUAAAAGACUGGGGCUGAGACUGGACAGGACCAACAAUGCUGGACACUCAGCCAUAGAGGUGGCAAACUUCUUUGGACACAACCAGUGUGCCCAGAUUUUAAACUUCCCUUGCAGGAAAGUUGGCAAAGAUGAUCCACUUGCUGAAAUGGGAGCCACGGUUGAAGGAGAGUGCCGCCUGCCCAACAGGCUCCCCAGGCAUGUUCUGGAGAGGUUCUCCAAGCAGCUUACAAAUGAAGACCGACUGCCAGGCGUGUUUCAGAAACAACUGAAAAUUGGAGACAGCAAUGGACUGUGGAACCGUUUUAGAUGUCACCGGAGCCUGUCUCAAGAGGACAAUCAUCGCCACAGCUGGGCUCUGCCGCCACAGCUAGAGAAAGGCCAGAUUGAGGGGGAUCACAGCAGUCUCUUUACUACCAAACAACUGCAAAACUGCCAGCUUACAGAGCUGAAGGGGGCAAAAUUCCUGAACUCGCUUUCUGAGCCAAGGCAGAAAGAUGUCAGCCAAGACUCUAGACUUCCACAGCAAAUGCCAGAGAGUUUCCCUCUCAGGGGAAAGGCAAAGUCAUUUAACCUGGACCUUCUGAGCAGCAGAAAGCAGUCCUAUCAGGGUGACGUGCACGACAUGAGCCUGUCAGCCAGCAAAUUAAAGAGAGCCUCGCUACAAGAUGAACGAUGCCUGAUAGACAAGGAAUGUCAAGGGAACACCCUGGGCCUGACAAACGAUGGCAACAAAAUUGUCACAGUGCCAAAAUCUCUUUUAAACAGCAAGGGUCAGCCAGUGAAAGCACUCCAGGAGAGUGUCAAAUCACACAAUGAAGAGGCCAGUGACACAACUCCGUUAGGCAAACGAGAGCAACAGAAGAGGGGAAGUCUUGGCUCGACUACAAGACAUAAACUACUCUUUGCCAGAGGAGAGAUGGAGUCAGAGAAGAUCCCCAGCCAUGGCCCAGGGUUCAUGGGCCUGGGGACCAGACUCCUGCGUCGAUUCACUGCACCAGAGUUUAUGAGGAUGGUGAUAGACUGUUCAUCUGGCUCCUCAAAUGGAAGGGGUCGGAUGUCCCGCUCUGAAACCUUCCCUCUUUCACACACACACCAACAGGUCAACAGUCAGCCGAGUAUUGACAGUAUCAGCGCUGUGAAGUGUGAGUUUGAAAGCUACUCAUCACAGUCCAACCUUGAUUAGAUAAAGGAUGAUAUCGGAUAACAAACAUGUAUGUUCAUGUUGUUUAUACACCUGGAAUUCUAACAAUCCAGUUUCAUUGCUUGGUCAUCUAGCUUACAUACCAAGUAGACUUUUUUUUGCUUUUGUGGCUGUUUGUUUUUUUUCAGCAUUUAUUGGUAAAAAUAAACAGGUUUAAGGUUAAUUUCUCAUUUACAUAAAGCUGCAUAGAGUUUUGCUUUGUUACAUUUAAAAUAAUGUAUAAAUUAACCUUGUAUUAGUCUGUGAGAUUCUAUAACUUAAUUUUUUUCACACAUAUUUAUAUCAAAUGGCAUUGAAUGUAGUUAAUAGUGCUUAUGUGUUUUUAAGAAGAAUUGCAUUUUGCUUAAAUAUAUAAAUCUUUUGUGCAUUCAUGCUGAACACGAUAUAUACAAUAAAACACCAUUAACUUCACCUUGUGAGUGAAA